AUGCUCAAUAUACUUCUAUUGAUAACAUCUUUAUUAGUUGCAAUUAUGGUUUAUGUAAUGAAACAACGUUAUUUUAAACGUCAAAAAGAUGUGCCCGGUUUAGAACCACAAUUUUUAUUUGGUAAUUUAUUACAAUUAAAUGUUCUUUUUUCACAUCGAACAUUAACUGAUGUUCAUAAACAAUUACGUAAAACAUAUGGUGAUAUAUAUCAAUACUGGAAUGGUCCUCGAAGUUAUUAUGUUUUUAAUAAAUUUGAACAUGUUAUGCAUAUAUUGAAUAGUAAACAUAUGAAUAAAUAUGAACGAACUGAUACAGAAAUGCAUGUUUUUAGACCAUUUCAACCAAAUGGACUUGAAGCACUUCGAGGUCGUCAACAUCGAUGUUUUGCACGUAUUUUAUAUCCACUUUUUCGUAAAUCAAGUAUGCCACAACAUACAGAUUUUGCAGUAGAAAAAAUCGAUGAAGUAAUAGCAUGUUGGCAAGAACGUAUUAAGGAUAACAAUAAUUCAAAAGAAACUAUUCAUACUGAUAUGAAAGAUCAAAUGGUAGUACUUGCAUUUCAUCUUAUUAUUUCACAAUUAUGUUCAGGUUAUGAUUUACAAAUAAUUGGUGAUGGAAAAGAAGAACGUGAACGUGCAAAUGAUAUGAUUCUAUCAAUGGCAUCAGUUGCUGAACAUGCUACAACUAUUCUACGAUAUUCAAUGCCAGAAGCUAUUGCAUAUAUUUAUCUUCAAUUAUGUCCAUCAUAUCGACGUGCUGUUCGUGUCAUGGAUAAAGUCACAAAUGAAAUUGUUGAUUAUCUUUCUCAUUUACAACAACAAGAACAUCAUGAACUUAAACAACAAAAUAAUGAUUUAACAGAUGAUUUCGAAUUUUCUAAAAGUUUAAAAGAUAUAUCUUUUAUAGGUAAUGAUCAAUCAGUUUUAAAUACAUCAGAUUCUAAUCAAGAAAAUACUAAACUUCCACGUAAAGUUAUUUAUGAUUGGAUUUUAUCAUCAUUUGGUGGUGGUUAUGAUGUAUCAGCAGCGUAUGCAUGGUUUAUUUUUUAUAUAAGUAAAUAUUCAAAUGUACAAGAAAAUAUCAAACGUGAACUUCGUGAAAAUGAUAUUAAUUUAACAACAGUACUUAUAGCUAAAAUUGUUUCACAAUUAGUUUAUGUUGAUUGUGUAUUAAAAGAAAUUUUACGUCAUGCACCUAUUAUUGAAGCUGUAACACGUCAAGUUGUACAACCAGAUACUGUUGAUAAUGUUAAUUUAUCUGUUGGUGAUCGUGUACUUUUUCCACUCUAUAGUUUUCAUCGAAGUAAAUCUAUUUGGAAACAUCCAGCUGGUCCAGAUGCUUUUGUACCUGAACGUUUUCUUAAUGAAGAUAAAAAUUAUCCACCGCAAGCUUUACUUACUUUUGGUGGUGGACUUCGUCAAUGUUUUGGUCAACAUUUAGCACAAUUUCAUUUGAAAUUAUUUUUUGUAAGAACUAUGCAACGAUUAUCAUUUCAUGAUGCACCUGGAAAUGAUGGUGGUGAAAUACAUAAUAUUACUGGUCUUCCAAAUAAUUUAGCUGUUUAUAUUACGUUUGAAGACAAUCAAAUUUCUUAA
Messenger RNA from Adineta steineri, 1596 nucleotides. Lineage: Eukaryota; Metazoa; Rotifera; Eurotatoria; Adinetida; Adinetidae. The record is from the annotation of a GenBank genome assembly.